Molecule: messenger RNA, 981 nt
Organism: Ostertagia ostertagi
Lineage: Eukaryota; Metazoa; Nematoda; Chromadorea; Rhabditida; Trichostrongylidae
Source: the annotation of a GenBank genome assembly
UACAGCCACGAUACACAGCCGCUGGAUGAAGAUACCUCAGAACCAUCAUCUAGUGACUCAACAUCAUCAGCGUUUAUCCGUCCAGUUUACGCAAAAUUGGAGUCACUUAUGGAUCUUGUUCCUCGGAUAGAAUUACGGGACGAAACGUUUAUCUGUGGUCGAGGAACGUCAGAGCAAGUGAAUUUCGACUUUGCUGGACUUCGUGACGCGAAGCUGUCUAUUUACAGUAUAAUCAGCAAGCAACACUUCCGUUUAGACCGAGUUGAAGGGCGAACAGUUCUCACCGAUCUCUCAUUCAAUGGGACGUUCGUUAAUCAGAAACUGGUAGGAAAGUUUCAAAAAUACAUGCUCGAUAACGGAGAUGUCAUAAGUUGCGGGCGUGCAGACCUGCACGUUUUCCUAUACGAAGAGAAUUCAUUGGAAACGUACCCUAUUGAGCUGACGAAUAAGUACAUUAUGACAAAAACUUCGCUGGGCAAAGGCGGUUACGGUGUGCCAAAUUGCGUCGAAUUUAUGGACUGGAUUGAGACGGAAAAUACGGCGUAUAUCGUGAUGGAACUCGUGGCUGGUGGCGAGUUGUUUGAUCGAAUUGUGGAUCAGAAAUGGAACGGCAUGGGUUUCGGUGAAGAGCUGUGCAAGUUUUACGGGUGGCAACUUCUCAGUGCGGUGGAGUACCUCCACGAUCGCGGAAUCACACAUCGUGACAUAAAACCGGAGAACAUUCUAUGUAUGACGAAAGAGGACUACACUCUUGUUAAGUUGGCAGAUUUCGGACUUGCAAAAGGAAACGACGCCUCAACAUUGAAAACUUAUUGUGGAACACCAGCUUACAUGGCGCCUGAGAUGAUUGAUAAUGAUCGGUUGCCGUAUAACCCAAAAGUGGACAUUGUGGAGUCUUGGGUUGUGUUGUUCACUGGUAUUUGUGGAUAUCCGCCCUUCAGCGAUGAUUACGCUGAUAUGGAUUUGAAAAGUCAGAUAAAA